UCUGGCUACAUAAUCUCUUAGGCAGUAGAAGGGUUUUCAUACAUUUAACCUGAAUCAUCUACGUUCAUGCUUUGAUCUGAUAAAGGGAAGAGUUUACAUUGUUCUACUGAACGAGAAAUGAAUUCCUUCUUAUGGGAACGUGUCUUAAGAAAUGUGUCCUUUCUUCCCACCACUCUGCUACCGAUGUCUAUGGAGGAAGCAAAUUUAAGCUGUCGCUUCAAUGAGGAAUUCAAGUAUAUCCUACUACCUGUGUCAUACUCAUUGGUGUGUUUCCUGGGAUUGAUACUGAACUCUGUGGCUUUAUGGAUGUUCAUUACUAAGAUGAGACCCUGGAACACCAGUACAGUCUAUAUGUUCCACCUGGCUCUGUCAGACACACUCUAUGUGCUCUCCUUGCCAAUGCUCAUAUAUUACUAUGCAAACCGCAGCCAUUGGCCAUUUGGUGUUUUACUCUGUAAGGUUGUGCGCUUUCUUUUCUAUGCCAACUUGUACUGCAGCAUCCUUUUCCUCACUUGCAUCAGUGUGCACCGCUACCUUGGCAUCUGUCACCCCUUUCGUACUCUAACCUUGGUGAAGCCGCAUCAUUCCCACCUGGUCUGUGUUUUUGUCUGGAUAUCAGUCAUAGCCUGCCUGGUGCCCAAGCUGAUUUUCGUCACCACUUCUCAGAGGGACAAUGACACUUUGUGUCAUGACACCAGCAGUCCGAAAGACUUUAACGAUUACGUUACCUAUGACUCAGUGGUUAUGGUGCUACUGUUUAUUCUGCCAUUUCUAGUCAUCAUGAUUUGCUACUGUUUAAUGGCAAGGGCCCUGUGCCAACCUAGAAUGGGCCUGUCCCAAGGUCAACAGAGUACUUCAUCCCGGAAAAAGUCCAUUAAACUUAUCAUAGUGGUGCUGGUUGUGUUUGCAAUCUGCUUUGUACCCUUCCAUUUCACCCGCUCCCUCUACUACAACUACCGUAUUCUAGAUGCUAACUGCCAGUCCCUUAAUAUAGUCAACUUUGCUUAUAAAAUCACUCGCCCUCUUGCCAGCAUGAACAGCUGUUUGGACCCCAUCCUCUACUUCCUGGCAGGGGAUCACUACCGCUCUAAGCUCAUCAGAGUGUUCACAAGACAGACAACCAACACCCAAUCCACUGCGUGUGUGCACUCACCUCCUGAGAACAAUAUUGGACUAGUCUUUAAGAAUCCAGAUGCCCAAGCCAACAAUGAAUCUAAACUCUAGUCAUGGAUUUUGGGUAAUUAUUUUAAAUGCAGUUCUAGGAUGCUGCCUCAGAUGUUUUAGAGACCCCAUGAGUUCUCUGUCAACAGACAAGCCACAGAGACAUAAAUUCGAAAAAAGUCUGGAUGGCCUUGUUGUUAAUACUACAUUGAAUUUGAAAGUAAAUGAAUCUCUUUGUAGAAGGAAUGUGGUUUGCUUCCUGUGUGCACUGAUAAUGUUUUUGCCAUCCAGUAUUAUCACUAGUAAUGUAAUGCUGCAACAUUACAGCUAAUUUUUAUAAUUUUGCUAAAGUGCUGAUGGCCAAUUCAUGCCUAUGGUUAUUUUAUCUGCCGAAACUGCUCACUGUUGUUCAAGGACAUAACAUGGCAGGGUAGAGGUACUGUCCACACCUAAAACAAAACCCACUCUAUAUACCAGAGAUGGACUCUGGCCUGUGACUAUUACUACAAAAAUGGCAAAACAAAGACUAUGUGUUCUAUUAUGUCUGAAUGUCCCAUUGAGGGAAAUGAAUGCUUGAAAUCCUCCUCCGAAAGAACUCAAUUGCAGUUCCAUAGUAUUUCAUGAAUAAUUGAAAUUAUUCUUCUAUCAAUUUCAAAAGAAUAUCUACUUUAUUAUUUUGCAAUUUUUUGAAUGCUGGAAACAUUAUAAUUAUCCUAAAUAGCAGAAAGAUGCAAUGGGAUUAGAUUUCCAUUUAUUUUAAUUAAACUGAGAGAAAAUUUGAGGCACAGUGAGUGAAAAGGUGAAUGGUUGUGAGGGAGGCUGUAAAGUCAACAAGCACAACUGCAGAUAUCCCCUCUUGGCUGCUUCAUUUUUUGUAUAGCUGUUUUUGUCAUUUGGCGGAGGAGCUGUACAGCUGUGUGGCUGUACGUGUGUGUGUGUGUGUGUGUGUGUGUGUGUGUGUGUGUGUGUGUGUGUGUGUGUGUGUGUGUGUGUCAGUAAUUGCAUGAGGGGGUUGAAUGAAGGAAAAAAAAUGAUGAUGGCGGAAAUCAGAUCGCUUUUGCAUAGAGCAAAGAGAUUUUCCUGAUAUAACCUCUGUGGAAAUGUUUGUGAGUGUGUAUUUUCAUAUGUCUUUGAUUUAAUUAGUCACAAUAAUUAUUUUGUUACAUUACUCUGGCCAUAUUAUUUGUUGCAUUUCAAACUGUAUUUACACUGUAUUUUGUAUUUGCUUUGAAGUGGCUGUAUGUAAGUCUUUUCAAAGAGAAACAGCACCAUUUGUUUUGCUUGCAAAAUACUUAGCAAAUUGAUCUGGGCUGCAUUUCCCAAAAGCAUCUUUAGCAUAAGUAGAUUGAUUAUGAUGCUUUUGAUAAAGGCAGCCCUUUAUCAAAUAGGGUUAACAAUUUUAACAUUUCAUUCAGAACAUGCUAUGAAACAGUGUUGUAAUGCUGCUAAGUUCUGUUAUAUGUUUUAUAUAUUUAGCCUCUUUACAAUUUUUUUUUUUUUAAAGAAUAAUUAUUUUUAUUUUAUUUUUUUAUUAUUUUGUAUGGAACUAUGAGAACUGCUUGUUGUAUAUCCAUCUAUAUGCUGCACAGAGUUUGUGGGAAAGAUGUGGGUGCCAUCUUUGAGGAGUCAAACAAAUAGCUAGUUCUUUGUUGUUAUAAUUGCAUUCAAUUUUAAUUAUACAUUUUGUUAGAGCCAAAAUACAUCUUGCUUUGUGAAACAGUGGGAAAUAUUGUAAAUAGGAUCUGCCCAUUUAGAAAUGAUCCAUUAGACAGAAAAUGCCUUUAUUAGUAAUUGGAAGUAUUAAGGGAAGUUUUUUAAUCUAAGGUCUUUUUCUAAACUAAAACAGUUUCUCUCAAAAAGAACUAGAAAAUGAGAUCCAUGCUUUUAUUACAUCACGACUGGAUUACUGCAAUUCACUCCCAUCUGCAGAUUGUUCAAAAUGCGGCAGCUAGGUUUUUAACUAGGAUUAAAAAUGGGGAUCACAUUUCCCCUGUAUUAGCUUUUCUACACUGGCUUCUCGUUAAAUUUAGAAUUUAUUUUAAAAUUGCUGUCUUAGUGUACAAGGCCCUUUCUGGCCUUUCACCUAAAUACAUUAGUGACCUUCUGCACUCUUACUCUCCUCUAAGAAUGCUCAGAUCAGGAAAUCAGCUUCUUUUAUCUGUCCCACGUUCACGCUGCAAUUCAAAGGGAGACUUUUCAGUUUUUGCUCCAAAACUUUAGAAUAGCCUGCUCUUCACGUAAGGUCUGCUCCAUCUUAAGCUAUUUUCAGAUCUGCCCUUAAGUGUUAUUUUUAUUAAUUGUCUUUUGAUAGUAUUUAAUGUACUGUUUGCUGAUAAUAAUUAAUGUAAAGGUUGCAUUUUUACUAUAUAUUGUUUGGUUGUUUUUAUAUGUUUUAUUUGUAAAUUGUAUAACACUUUGGAUCAACCUCUGUUGUUUUUAA
This is a messenger RNA of Xyrauchen texanus (razorback sucker), 3601 nucleotides long. Its product is annotated as P2Y purinoceptor 4-like. Gene Ontology annotation, cellular component: plasma membrane. Bases 118 to 1224 code for a protein of 368 amino acids. The transcript is spliced from 2 exons. Gene Ontology annotation, biological process: transepithelial chloride transport; G protein-coupled receptor signaling pathway. Lineage: Eukaryota; Metazoa; Chordata; Actinopteri; Cypriniformes; Catostomidae. The record is from RefSeq and is a predicted model, not a curated record. Gene Ontology annotation, molecular function: G protein-coupled purinergic nucleotide receptor activity; G protein-coupled UTP receptor activity.